CACCAAUCACGGCUGAUCCAAGAGUGCAGGUGGCCCUCCUGGUGCCAAUGCACCUCCAGGUUUUGGCGGACCUCCAAUGGGCUUUCGGAUGCCUCCCCCAGGACCAGGAUUACCACCUAGAUUGCCUCCUCCAGGAUUCAUGCCACCUGGUGCACCUCCUGGCAUGCCUCCACCUGCUUUUAAUGUACCCCCACCAGGUUUUAUGAGUUCAUUUGGCCAACCUCCUGCAGGAUCAGAUGGUAGUGGAGCUGUAAUUUCUGCUGGUCCUCAGCUUAAUACACCUCCCUCAAGUAAUUCCCCAGCAGCAGUUCAGACUGGAUCCCCAGCUACAACCCCAGGACCAUCCACAACCCCAGCAUCUACACCUGCCAGUGUAUCUCCUGCUAAUAUUGCAAUGCCAGGAGCCCCAUCUCCAGCUCUACCUGCAUCUGUUCCUAGUAGUCCAGCCUCGGUCAAAGCUGAAACUCCGAAAGAGAAGAAAAAUGUGUGGACAGAACACAAGGCACCUGAUGGGCGUAUAUAUUUCUACAAUACUGUAACACGACAGUCGUCUUGGGAGAAACCUGAUGAACUUAAAACUCCUGCAGAGCUACUGUUGUCCCAGUGCCCAUGGAAGGAGUAUAAAUCUGAAAGUGGUAAAACUUACUAUCACAAUGUGAAUACAAAGGAAUCGCGCUGGACAGUCCCUAAGGAACUUGAGGAACUAAAAGCCAAGAUUGCAGCAGAAGAAAAUGUGAGUAAAGCAAACUCAAGUAGUCCCAAAGAAAACAAAGAGAAGAAAAAGCCUCCAUCAGCUCUUGAUCAAGCAAUGGCAGCAACCCUUGCAGCUAUUCAAGUUCCUACAGCCGUCAAAGCAGAGGAAGUGAAGUCGUCAUCUGAACCAAAGCAACUGAUUUUCAAGGACAAGAAAGAAGCGUUAGAAGCAUUCAAGGAUUUCCUAAAAGAUAAACGUGUUCCUAGUGAUGCCACAUGGGACAAAGCAGUUCGAAUGAUUCAGAAUGAUGCUCGUUAUGAAGCCUUCAACAAGCUAACAGAGAAAAAGCAAGCUUUUAAUGCAUAUAAAGUUCAACGUGCAAAGGAAGAAAAGGAAGAGCAGCGACUUAGAGCCAAGAAAGCCAAAGAGGACCUUGAACACUUUUUGCUUAAUAGUGAGCACAUGAGUUCAACUGUCAAAUUCUACCGUUGUCAUGAAAUGUUUCAGCAUUUAGAGUUAUGGAAAGUUGUUCCAGAGUCUGAGAGAAGGGAAGUGUAUGAAGAUGUUAUAUUCAGCUUAGCAAAGAGAGAAAAAGAGGAAAAUAAAGCAAUGCGGAAACGGAACAUGAAGGUGUUAAGUGAAAUUUUGGACAGUAUGACCAACAUCACUUUUAAAACCACAUGGUCAGAUGCUCAGCAAAUGCUCAUUGAUAACCCAACCUUUGCUGGAGACACAGACUUGCUUAGUAUGGACAAGGAAGAUGCCCUCAUAGUUUUUGCUGAGCAUAUAAAACAGUUAGAAGAAGAAGAGGAGGAAGAAAGAGAAAGGGAGAAAAGGCGGAUUAAACGACAGCAAAGAAAAUGUAGAGAUAAUUAUAUAGCUCUUUUAGAUGAACUUCAUGAACAAGGAAAACUCACAUCAAUGUCUUUGUGGGUAGAACUUUACCCAAUGAUCUCUGCAGAUAUUCGUUUCACAGCAAUGUUAGGACAGCCAGGAUCAACUCCUCUCGAUCUCUUCAAAUUCUAUGUAGCAGAUCUGAAGUCCCGCUUCCAUGAUGAAAAGAAGAUUAUCAAAGAAAUUCUGAAGGAGAAAUCAUUUGAAGUUCAGGUUAAAACUAGUUUCAAAGAAUUUGCUACCGUUGUAUGCGAUGAUCCUCGCUCUGCUACUUUGGAUGCCGGAAACGUUAAACUGACUUACAACGCUCUGAUUGAAAAGGCAGAGGCUCGUGAGAAAGAAAGGUUGAAAGAAGAGGCCCGAAAAAUGCGCCGCCUUGAAGCAGGAUUACGUGCAGCAUUAAAAUCUAUUGGCGUAGACUCAGGGUCAACUUGGGAAGAUGUCCGCCCACGAAUCCAGCAUUUGUCAUCAUUUACAGCUGUUACAAUUGAAGCAGAAAGAAUCAGGAUCUUCAAGGAAUAUCAGCAACAUCUUGAAGAAGCAUGUGGUCACCAUCAUUCUCGCAAUAAGAAGAAGAGUAAGAAGAAAGAUCGCAAGAGAUCUCGGUCUCGAUCUCAUUCAUAUUCAUCGGAAAGUGAUGAAGGCCAUAGGAAGCGUAGGUCAAGACGUUCACGUUCACGGUCAAAAAGUUUCUCUGAAGAUUCUGAUGAAGAUAGGAGGAGAUCCCGUAAAAAGAAAAGCAAGAAGAAGAAGGGCAGGAGUCAUUCUAGAUCUUUAAGCAGUGAAGAUUCAUACAGAUCCAGAAGGACCACCAAAAAGAAGAAGCAUCGUUCCCGAUCCAGAUCACGUUCUAGAUCACGUGGCGGGUGAGUUUAAGUUAAUUCUUGAAAAU
Messenger RNA from Macrobrachium nipponense, 2480 nucleotides. RefSeq names its product pre-mRNA-processing factor 40 homolog B-like (gene Prp40). The transcript is spliced from 18 exons. NCBI's taxonomy places the organism in Eukaryota, Metazoa, Arthropoda, Malacostraca, Decapoda, Palaemonidae. Bases 77 to 2458 code for a protein of 793 amino acids. Gene Ontology annotation, molecular function: RNA binding; protein binding. Gene Ontology annotation, biological process: mRNA cis splicing, via spliceosome. The record is from RefSeq and is a predicted model, not a curated record. Gene Ontology annotation, cellular component: U1 snRNP; U2-type prespliceosome.